AAAAAUUUCCCGGUAUUUUAUUUCCCAAAGUAUAUGACUCUACAAUUACAAUGGGAAACUCAAAAAGCUCACUCGUUAAGAAGCUUGGUUUUAAGAGCCAAAGUAACAGAAAUUCCGAACUAGACGUAACUGAAGCGGAAAAGCAAAGAAGAGAUGGUGUAAAAGCUCGAGCGAUGGCACUAAAUAGAGUUGUUAGCCAUUAUUUUGGAAGAAAAUCAUCAACUGAACAAGUAAAUCCAGGUGCUAACAACUCCCAGGCCGAAUCAACUGAGAACGUUGAAACAACUGAAGAUACAAGUUAUAUAAUCAAGAUGAAGGACCGACAAAUAGAUUACCUCACCAAUCAGAUACGUAAGUUCCUUUGCAUAAUUUCCAAGAUUUAUUCUUACCUUCUCGAGAUUACUUAUAUUCGUUGAAUUUUUUUUUUAUAUACAGAUAAAAUGUUGACGAAAAUGGAGGGUACCGAAUUAGAUAUUAAUGAAUUAAGAAUAAUCUCAGACGAAGUUGAUCUUUUCAACAAGGACGAUUUUGAGAGAUUGCAACAACUGGAUAUGGUUGAAAAUUUGGAGCGAGAAGCCCAGAGACAACGACGUGAAAGACUAGAACUUCAAGAAAAGUUGGAAAAAGUUCAUUUACAAAAUAUGAGAGAUCGAAUAAGAGAAAUGACAAUUGAAGAAGUUGACGAAAAUGAGGAGGACGAGGACGAGAUGGAGGAGGUGAAGGAAGAGGAGGAAUCAAUAGAUGUAGAAAGAACCAAGAGUAAGGGGAAGAAAAACUCCAAGGAAAACAGAAAGGAUAGAAAGAAGGCCGAAAAGAGGAAAAAAAAUAGAAAGCGUAAAGAUAUUAAGAUCGAAAAGAAACAGAAGAAGAGCCUGAAGCUGAGAGGCAAGAAAAGAGAGAAGCGAAAGAAGUUAGGAAAAGAGGUGUGUAAUCGAGAAAAUAUAGAAAAUGAUAGUUAUUAUAUUGACUACGAUGAGGUUGAAUACUACAAGGAUCAGGAAAGUUAUGAUUGGAUUGUUACUAGUAACGAGAAAUCUUCAAACUUAAAUCAUAUGCUUAAUCUAGAUAAGACUAAAAAUGAGAUCGAUGAGGGAGAAUUUAAUGGUAUUUUUACCGCUAUUAGAGUUUUGGCCGUUGACACAAAUGAAAUGAGAAAUGAAACAAGUAUUGAAUCUUCCAAUGUAUCUUUUUCAAGUGAAAGUGAGAAAAAACGAACUGAGAGGACUAAUUUUAAAUCCUACGAAGAGUAUUCGGAAGAGGAUAGAGUUGGUCUGGCAAUUGCAAUGCCCUAUCUUGAAAUAACCGAAGAAGAUACUGUUGGAGUAACCGUAAGCGGAUCACCUCAAAGAGAGCUUGAAGAAAAGAACUUAACAAAUUUCACCGAAAUAGAUAACGAAUCUUUUGACGAAGGUUCAGUGAAAAUGGCUCUGGCGAUCCCCCAUUAUGAAUACUAUCACGAAUGUGAAGAUGGAGCAUGUGAUAGAAGCUUUCAACAAAAGUUACCAGAAAAAUUCGAUAAUGAAAGCGACGGAGAAAUAUACUAUAUGGAAACUAGCGACACUGAAUCAGAGAGCGAAUGUGAAUCAGCCGAAAGCCACCAGUAUGAUACAAUCGAUGAAUCAGAUGAAGACAUUAAAAUGGCUAUGUUAGACGGAAAAAUCAAGGCUCUCGGAAUACCAAUAUUGGGUGAUGAUCCGGAGUUAAACAUGAAUCGAAAACAUAGAAACGGCGACUUUGGAAAAUUUAAUCGAUUGAAUGAUCUCGUAAAUGAAGCACGCCGUCAACUCCAUAGAAACCUUCAAAAAGAUUCUGAUGAUGAAUCUUUAUUUGGCUGACCCUUCAAAUGUCGGAAAGCUCUACCUCUCGUAGAUUGCAACUUUUCAAAUUGUUAACGAAUUAUUAUUGGAUCUAGACAAAAGACUUUUCCUUUUUGCUUGUCUCGUAUUUGUUGAACGUGAUACGCACUUUAUGAAGAAUUAUCUUUGUCUCGUUAUAUCAUAAUUUGAUAAUUUGUUAAAGGUAUUACUUUAUUGUUUCAAUUAGAAUUUGAAAUUGUUUUCUUUCAUGAAAAUUUCCUAGUUUCCUAUUAAUGUAAAGAAUAAAAUAGAAAAG
Molecule: messenger RNA, 2112 nt
Organism: Dimorphilus gyrociliatus
Lineage: Eukaryota; Metazoa; Annelida; Polychaeta; Dinophilidae
Source: the annotation of a GenBank genome assembly